AUGGAGUGCUUUAAAUGUUCAUUUGAGUUCGAUAAUCACACACGUAUUCCGCAUAUACUUAUUUCCUGUGGGCACACAAUUUGUAAAUUGUGCAUUAAUUCGCUAUUUUCAAAUAAAUCAAUGCUAUGCCCUCAAUGCAAUCUCGUAUCUUUAGCACCUAAUAUACAAGCAUUUCCUAUAAAUUUGGCUUUGAUACAAAUUCAAACCCAAAAGACUUGCCAAAAUAUCUGUAAAAAUCACAAUAAAGAACUUGAAGCAUUUUGCAAUACUGAUAAAAAAAUUUUAUGCGUCAGUUGCAUUUUGGAAGAUGGGCAUAAAUCUCAUGAAAUUUUUCCUAUUAGUAAAGCUGCAACCAAGCAUAGAGAAAAAUUAGAGAAUAUAAAGAAUUCAGUUUCGCAAAUAGAAGCAAAUAUAUUAAAAGAACAAGAUAAACUCGAGAAAAAACAGUCUAGCAUUAAAAAUGCCCAAAAUAAAUUAUUAGCAGAAUUUUCAGAGUUAUAUCAAUCGGUAAGAGAAGCUGUUGAUAGCAGAGAAAAAGAAAUAAUUCAGAAAAUCACAGAAGAUGCAGAGACAAUGAAUAUAGAUGUUGCCGAAAAAAAAAAGUUACAAAAAGAAAUGAAAGGAUUAAUAAAAAAAUAUCAGGAUGAAUUUAGUAGAGCUCGAGAAGAAGAUGAUCUAGCAUUCAUGGACAAUUUUAAUAAGAGGGAAAAUCUUGGGGAUAAUAUUUGUAAAAAAAUAAUACCUUCACAAAAUAUAGAUUUAUUUAAACAAUAUUCAAGAGGAGCUGAAGCAGAUUUUAUUUGUAAAGUGAUAAAACAAACUUUUAUAUUUACAGAUAGAAGGAAUUUAAAACAAAAGGAAGAAGUGACUGCAAGCUCAACUUUAAGCAGCACUCAAAAGAAAGAAAAUUCCAAGAUAAACCCUUCAGAGCAGCCAACUAUUCGAAAGUCUCCUUGAACAGCUAAAAAGGAAGCAAUUACCCGUGCAAAAUCUCAUAAGGUCUUACAAAAAGCAACCAAAAAAAUAUAGCUUUUUGCCUUGAGUGGCGCGGUAUGGGCGCCACUUCGGCAAGCUUCAUCCUCCAGUUGGCCGAGCCAACUCAGGUUGGUUCGACCAACUGGAGAAUUGACAAGUGAGGCCUUUUGGGGAGACUUGUCAAUUCUAGUUGGCCGAACCAACCUGAGUUGGCUCGGCCAACUGGAAGAAGGAGCUUGCCGAAGUGGCACCCAUACCGCGCCACUCAAGGCAAAAAAGCAUAGUAAAUACUAUAAAUCUCAAUAAAGAAAUCCUAUCGCCAGAUAUAGACUGAUUUGAUAAUAUUUCAGAAUUUACGGAUCGUGAAAAUGAAGAUCUAACGCUCUCUCUAGAUUUAAACCAUCUAAAGCAUAACUAA
Molecule: messenger RNA, 1393 nt
Organism: Blepharisma stoltei
Lineage: Eukaryota; Ciliophora; Heterotrichea; Heterotrichida; Blepharismidae
Source: the annotation of a GenBank genome assembly